AUGAUGGAGUGCUGCAAGAAAGUCUCCGAAGAUGAGGCCCAUGAGCUUGUUCCUGGAAAGGGCCCCAUAAGGGUGAGAGUCAUCUUUGAAAUGCCCAUGGAAACUCGUGAUUGGCCUGGAGAUUUUAUGUUGGGCCUGCUAGUAAAGAACGAGACUCAGGACAAGUCGGUCAAGACAUCAAUCGUCAAAGCGCAAAAGUACGGCUGGCACGACAGAGCCAUCCUCGACGAUUACAUUCCACAAGAUGGAAUCAACGUGUACGUUUACAACAAGGAUAAAGGGGGCAUCGACGACGGGUACGUCGCAAAAAUCGAGGUUCCUGUCGAGAAGUUUCAGGAGGUGUUGUCGCCUGAGUUGAUGAACGCAGAUGGUGACAAGCAUAAUGUGAUGGUUCUAUGUAGUGUCAAGAUCCGGUUCAGUGCCGGCGAGUGGAUGAGGGAAAUCAGCGCCUCUGCACAGUUGAUUGACAAAGGAGCCGAGCUCUUUGUUCCCGGACAGCCCGUGCUGGAGAAGGAUUCGGACAGUUGA
Molecule: messenger RNA, 528 nt
Organism: Symbiodinium necroappetens
Lineage: Eukaryota; Dinophyceae; Suessiales; Symbiodiniaceae
Source: the annotation of a GenBank genome assembly